Messenger RNA from Nerophis ophidion (straightnose pipefish), 4968 nucleotides. RefSeq names its product protein C19orf12 homolog. The coding region runs from base 139 to 564 and encodes 141 amino acids. The record is from RefSeq and is a predicted model, not a curated record. NCBI's taxonomy places the organism in Eukaryota, Metazoa, Chordata, Actinopteri, Syngnathiformes, Syngnathidae. The transcript has 3 exons.
AUUCCCGUCGGCCAUUGCGGCCACUGACCAAUGUCGGCAUCAGAAAGGAGCGACGGGGCUAUCAAAGUAAAAAUAAAACACCACCAUGCCAAAUCAUUCAUCGAUAUUGACUAGGAAGGCAUACCACAACAAGAGACGAUGUGUCAUCGGCUGGGAGAUGUUAUGAAACUGUGCUGCGAGUUGUCUGCUGAUCAGCAGAUUCAGACCACGGUGAAGGGGUCUGGAAAGGGGGCAGCUGCAGCCGGAGGCUUGGCCUUCGCCGGAGGUCUGGUCGGGGGUCCUCUCGGAAUCGCGGUGGGUGGGGCUGUCGGAGGCCUGCUGGGGUGCUGGCUGACCAGCGGCCAGUUCAAACCUCUCCCGCAGGUCAUCAUGGAGCUGAGUCCCCAGCAGCAGCAACAGCUGUACGCCGACAUGGUCGCCAUCCUGGGGGGCGUUCAUUGGACUGAUGUGGCCCAGCUCACGGCUCUCGUGAUGAGCAACAGCAGCCUGAAGCAGCAACUCACCGCUGCCCUUCUUGGCUAUAUCACCAAGGAGCUUCAGGCAAACGUGCAUUAUGUGGAUUAGCGUCUCCAGGUCCACUGAUUGCAUAUUGUGACUUAAAAAUAGUAUUGUGGCGUCGGACGGAUCGACAAAGAUUUUUUUUUUACUUUAAAAUCCUCUAAAGCAGGGGUCACCAACGGGCACCAGGUAGCCCGUAAGGACCAGAUGAGUCGCCCGCUGGCCUGUUCUAAAAAUAGCUCAAAUAGCAGCACUUACCAGUGAGCUGCCUCUAUUUUUUAAAUUGUAUUUAUUUACUAGCAAGCUGGUCUUGCUUUGCUCGACAUUUUUAAUUCUAAGAGAGACAAAACUCAAAUAGAAUCUGAAAAUCCCAGAAAGUAUUUUAAAGACUUGGUGUUCACUUGUUUAAAUAAAAUCAUUUAUUUUUUUACUUUGCUUCUUAUAACUUUCAGAAAGACAAUUUUAGAGAAAAAAUACAACCUUAAAAAUUAUUUUAGGAUUUUUAAAAACAUAGACCCUUUUACCUUUUAAAUUCCUUCCUCUUCUUUCCUGACAAUUUAAAUCAAUGUUCAAGUAUAUAUAUAUUUUUUUUAUUGUAAAGAACAACAAAUUCAUUUUAGCUUCUGUUUUUUUGACGAAGAAUAUUUGUGAAAUAUUUCUUCAAACUUCUUAUGAUUAAAAUUCAAAAUAAUUAUUCCGGCAAAUCUAGAAAAUGUGUAGAAUCAAAUUUAAAUCUUAUUUCAAAGUCUUUUGAAUUUCUUUUAAAAUUUUUGUUCUGGAAAAUCUAGAAGAAAUACUGAUUUUUCUUUGUUAGAAAUAUAGCUUGGUCCACUUUGUUAUAUAUUCUAACAAAGUGCAGAUUGGAUUUUAACCUAAUUAAAACAUGUCAUCAAAAUUCGAAAAUUAAUCUUAAUCAGGAAAAAUUACUAAUGAUGUUCCAUAAAUAAUUUUUUUAAUUUUUUUUCAAAAAGAUUCGAAUUAGCUAGUUCUUCUUUUCAUAUUUUCCGGUUGAACUUUGACUUUUAAAGAGUCGUAAUUGAAGAUAAACAAUGUUUUAAAAUUUAAUUUUAAUUUUUUUCUUGUUUUCUCCUCUUUUAAACCGUUCAAUUCAUUGUAUUUUUCAUCAUUUAUUCUCUACAAAAAAACCUUCCGUAAAAGGAAAAAAAAUGUGCGACGGAAUGACAGACAGAAAUACCCAAUUUUUUAUAUAUAUAAAUUUAUUUAUUAAAGGUAAAUUGAGCAAAUUGGCUAUUUCUGGCAAUUUAUUAAAGUAUGUAUCAAACUGGUAGCCCUUCGCAUUAACCAGUACCCAAGAAGCAGCUCUUGGUUUCAAAAAGGUUGGUGACCCCUGCUCUAAAGGCUUAGUUGUCCACAUGUGUGGACAGCACCUUUUAGCUCUUAUUUCCAAAAUUGUGUACACUACUGAAUUGGGGUCUUUUGGCCCUUAAAGGCCUACUGAAAGCCACUACUACCGACCACGCAGUCUGAUAGUUUAUAUAUCAAUGAUGAAAUAUUAACAUUGCAACACAUGCCAAUACGGCCUUUUUAGUUUACUAAAUUGCAAUUUUAAAUCUACCGGGAGUUUCUUGUUGAAAACGUCGCGGAAUGAUGACGUGUACGCGUGACGUCACGGACUGUCAGGAAAUAUUAGCGCUGCGCAUGUGAGGCCUGUGUGGCAUUGUGAUGCCGGAUUGGUUCUUCCAGGGAUGCGUCGAAGCGAUGAACACAAAAAGGUAAGAUAUAAAUGGCUUUAUUAAAGUAAUAAAAGGCUAGGAACCAAAACACAAGAGCUAAGGAAAAAGGCAAACAAAAGACGCUAGCGUGAAAGCUAGGAUAAACCAGUAGGAAAAUAAAACUGGCACGUAGGCACCAAAGAGAAUACAAACAACUAGCGUGAAAGCUAGGAAUACAAUAAACGUAGCGUGAGAGCUAACGACAGAGGGCAUGAACAAACAAGACAUCACUGUUGCACCAGGGCAAAUUAGGAUCUGAGAGUGAACAAAGAAAAGAGGAAGGCUUAAAUAGUGAAGGUGAUUAUUACAACAGGUGUAGCAGCUGAAACUAAUAGUUAACCAUGGUGAUGGACUAAACGGGAAAUAAACGGGUCAGAACGGAGAAUGAAAACACAGAUGGAAAUAUAAACAGCAUGUGAAGAGCGCAGUAACGGAUCGUAACAGCGCACACACACAGUUAAAAGUCGUCUGCUUUAACUGCAUAAUUACACAGUAUUCUGGACAUCUGUGUUGCUGAAUCUUUUGCAAUUUGUUCAAUUAAUAACGGAGAAGUCAAAGUAGAAAGAUGGAGUCGGGAAGCUUUAACCUUAAGCCACACAAACACACGGUGAUUCCUUGUUUUAAAUUCCCGGAGGUGAAACUUUACUAUGGAUCAGAGUGGUUAAGCGAACAUGGAUCCCGACAACAGGUCAACCGGCAGUUUUCAGUGAGAAAAUUGUGGUAAUAAGUCGCCUCUUACCGGAGAUAAACACUAGCACUAGCACUCACUAAAACACUAGCAACACAAUAGAAAGAUAAGGGAUUCCUCAGAAUUAUCCUAGUAAAUGUGUCUAAAAACUGUCCCAAUGCAAUUUUUUUUUUAACUUGAUUUUUUUUUUUUUUUUUUCCUAGUCCGUCGCUAUCAAUAUCCUCAAACACAAAUCUUUCAUCCUCGCUCAAAUUAAUGGGGAAAUUGUCGUUCUCUCGGUCCGAAUAGCUCUUUUUGUUGGAGGCUCCCAUUAAAAACAAUGUGGGGAUGUGAGGAUCCCUCAGCGGGGGACGUCAUCGUCUGCGAUUUCCCGGUAAAGGCAGGGCUUUUCUGUUAGCGACCAAAAGUUGCAAACUUUAUGGUGGAUGUUCUCUACUAAAUCCUUUCAGCAAAAAUAUGGCAAUAUCGCGAAAUGAUCAAGUAUGACAUAUAGAAUGGACCUGCUAUCCCCGUUUAAAUAAGAAAAUCUCAUUUCAGUAGGCCUUUAAGUGGACACUUAUACUGUCAUCUGGUGGUUUCAGAAGAAUAUAACACAAUGGAAUUUGGAGAAAAAAAAGUGUAAAAAUAAGAAUUAGCUUGUCACUAAACAUUAAGUACAUGUUUGUUACUUAUGGACUAAGUAUCUCAUGUAAAAAUAUGAAUCUUGGUUUUUAUUCUUAUCAGGGUCCAAUAGGCAAAGAAAAUUAAAAAAGCAUGUAAACAAACAGCUUGGGCCUUAAAAGGUUAAGAUGUAAAAAAAAAUGGACUUGCAAAUGGCACACAUACUUGUUCAACAGCCAUACAUGUCACACUAAGGGUGCUCACAAACAUGUGCCACAUUGUGACACCACACCAAACAAGAACGACAAACACAUUUUGGGAGAACAUCCGCACCGAAACAAACACGACAGAACAAAUACCCGGAACCCCUUGCAUCACUAACUCUUCCGGGGAAGCUACAGUUUCUAUUAGCCACACUGGCUUUUUGCUGAGAACACGUGUGAAUUGUGCCAUUGUGUACAUAUAUUUAUUGUGAAAUCACUAAGUUAGGAACUGUUAUGUAUUCACUUAUGAAUGCACUACACAUGAAUUGUUCUUAGUUAUCAUUUACUUAACAUCUUGUAGCACACACACAAGAUUUGGGACACUCUUCUUCUACUGCUAAGUGACGUAGACAGGAGCCAACCUGGAGCCAACAAGUGCGCCAUCUAUCGGCCUAUCUUUUGUAAGCGUUAUCUCUCAAGGGAGCCGACAUAAAUGUAUCCAUGGGUUAAUAAAAUAUUAUCUAUGACACCACAUGAACACACCCUGGCCGUAGCUGGAAAUGACACAAAAGAAUAAGAUAUUAUAUAUAUAUAUAUAUAAUUUUUUUUGUCUUGAAAAAGGGAGGUUUUUUUUGGGUUGGUGCUCUAAUUGUAAGUGUAUCUUGUGUUUUUUUAUGUUGAUUUAAUAAAAUAAAAUAAAAAAUAAUUAAAAAAUAUAUAAAUAUUCUGCGGCCCGGUACCAAUCGAGCCGGUGGUUGGGGACCACUGCAGUAGAGUACAUAAAUAUGAACCAUUUUUGUAUGCAAAAAAAAAAAACCCCAAACUAUGAAAAUGGUCAAUAUUUUAUCUAACACUGGUCAUUUAUGUGAUUUCCACAUUAAGUAAAUACUCGAUUCAACAUCCGAGAAAAUGUGGUUGGCGUGGGAAUGCUUCUGUAUAUUUAUUUGUAUUUAUUUUGGAUCAUUUUGACUAUCUUGAUAAGAGGAAAGUUGUGUUCAAAUAAGUGAAUUUACUAUUGGAUAGACUUUAUCUCACAAAGGAAAAUACUGUGGUUGCAGUGCAGAUUUAAAUUACAGUAAAAAAAAAAAAAAAAAAGUAUAGCAAUGGAAAACUGAAAAUGAGUUGUAACACAAUUGCCACACAUAUAUAUAUAUAUAUAUAUUAAAUAUAUUGUACACUGAUUGGACAAAUUUACAAAUAACAGAUGUGUACUAGUCUGAGCUGAAUAAAGACAUCCUUUCUGUAA